This is a messenger RNA of Acanthosepion pharaonis, 1245 nucleotides long. NCBI's taxonomy places the organism in Eukaryota, Metazoa, Mollusca, Cephalopoda, Sepiida, Sepiidae. The record is from the annotation of a GenBank genome assembly.
AUGUUCGAUAAGAUCAAAGAGAUUGAUUUGGCUUGCACUAACCUUCCCCUGCGUUCAUUCUCUCUCUCAUAUGUUCCCAGUUCUUUUUGUGCCCUCUCUCUCGCUUUCCCCUGCUCUUUUUGUUCUCUCUCACUCGCUUUCCCCUGCUCUUUUUGUUCUCUCCCUCUCUCUCGCUUUCGCCUGCUCUUUUUGUUCUCUCCCUCUCUCUCGCUUUCCCCCUGCUCUUUUUGUUGUCUCUCUCGCUUUCGCCUGCUCUUUUUGUUGUCUCUCUCGCUUUCGCCUGCUCUUUUUGUUGUCUCUCUCGCUUUCGCCUGCUCUUUUUGUUGUCUCUCUCGCUUUCCCCUGCUCUUUUUGUUGUCUCUCUCGCUUUCCCCUGCUCUUUUUGUUCUCUCUCGCUUUCCCCUGCUCUUUUUGUUCUCUCUCUCGCUUUCCCCUGCUCUUUUGUUUCUCUCUUUUUUCCCCUGCUCUUUUGUUCUCUCUCUCUCUUUGCUUUCCCCUGUUCGUUUUGGUUUUUCUCUCUCUCUCUUUGCUUUCCCCCUGUUCGUUUUGCUCUCUCUCUCUCUCUUGCUUUCCCCCUGUUCGUUUUGCUCUCUCUCUCUCUUGCUUCCCCCUGUUCAUUUGCUCUCUCUCUCUCUCUCUUGCUUUCCCCCUGUUUUGCUCUCUCUCUCUCUCCCUUGCUUUCCCCUGUUCAUUUUGCUCUCUCUCUCUCUCUUUUCCCCCUGUUCGUUUUGCUCUCUCUCUCUCUCUCUCCCUUGCUUUUCCCCUGUUCGUUUUGCUCUCUCUCUCUCUCCCUUGCUUUUCCCCUGUUCGUUUUGCUCUCUCUCUCUUGCUCUCUCCCUUUCUUUUCCCUGUUCUUUUUCCCCUGUUCUUUUGCUCUCUCUCUCUUGCUUUCCUCCUGCUCUUUUUGCUAUCUCUCUCUCUCUCUCUUGCUUUCCUCCUGCUCUUUUUGCUAUCUCUCUCUCGCUCUUGCUUUCCCCUGCUCUUUUUGCUCUCCCUCUCGCUCUUGCUUUCCCCUGCUCUUUUUGCUCUCCCUCUCGCUCUUUCUCCUGCUCUUUUCCUCGCUCUUUUUCUCGCUCUUUUUCUCUCUUUUUUUCUCGCUCUUUUUCUCUCUUUUUGCUCUUUCUCUCCUUCCCCUGCUAUUUUUGCUCAUUCUCUCUUGCUUUCCCCCUGCUCUUUUCGCUCUCUCUCUCUCAUUUUCCCCUGCUCUUUUUGCUCUUAUUCUUGCUCUUUCUCUCCUUCCCCUGA